This is a messenger RNA of Orycteropus afer afer, 840 nucleotides long. RefSeq names its product ring finger protein 151 (gene RNF151). Bases 1 to 840 code for a protein of 279 amino acids. Gene Ontology annotation, biological process: protein K63-linked ubiquitination; positive regulation of JNK cascade; tumor necrosis factor-mediated signaling pathway. NCBI's taxonomy places the organism in Eukaryota, Metazoa, Chordata, Mammalia, Tubulidentata, Orycteropodidae. The record is from RefSeq and is a predicted model, not a curated record. Gene Ontology annotation, molecular function: zinc ion binding. The transcript is spliced from 4 exons. Gene Ontology annotation, cellular component: plasma membrane signaling receptor complex.
AUGACCAGGCCUGAAAAGGGAGAAAACGAUCGAAAACCUUCCAUCAGGAAGAGUGGAAGGUAUGACCUCAGCCUGUUUGCCAGCCCUGACCUGGCCCGGUCUUUGCAGAGUGGAGGCUAUGAUCUCAGCCUGUUUGCCAGCCCUCCGGACUGUAACUUCCUGUGCUCUGUCUGCCACGGGGUGCUCAAGAGGCCGGUGAGGUUGCCGUGCCACCAUGUCUUCUGCAAGAAGUGCAUCCUUCGGUGGCUGGCCAGACAGAAGACCUGCCCCUGCUGCAGGGAAGACGUGAGCCGCAAAAGCAUGGUCCACGCCAGUCAACUGCAGAGAGCCAUCGGCCGCCUGGAAGUCAAGUGCAAGAACGCCGACGCUGGCUGUUUGGUGACGUGCCCCCUGGCCCAUCGGAAGGGGCACCAGGCCUCAUGCCCGUUCGAGCUGACGACCUGCCCCAACGAGGGCUGCUCCGCGCGGGUGCCACGCCAGGUCCUGGCCGCGCACCGGCAGCACUGCCAGCAGAGCGCCCAGCAGCGCUGCCCCCUGGGCUGUGGCGCCACCCUGGGGCCGGCCGAGAAGGCGGACCACAACUGCUACCGCGAGCUGCGCGAGGCCUGGGGCGUACGCCAGGCGCGCAGCCGCACCCUGCUGGCCCGCCUGCUGCGGCGCGUGCGCCGGGUGCACCGCGCCACCAACCUCAUCCGCCGGCAGCUGGCCCAGCUCGGUGACUUACUGGAGGGCGAUGCCGCCCUGUUCGUCCGCUCCCCGGCCCAGGCCGUCCCGGAAGGCAGCAGUGGGGCUGGGGUGUGGGAGGGCCAGGGCCAAGAUAUCUUGUACAUAGAGGAUUAA